GACUCACUCUUCAUCAGUUUAUUUAUAUUUAAUUCUUUGGUUAGUCUUUUUUGUUUGGAAUAUGUUUUUGAGGUUUAUGCGUGGUUCGAGCACCUCCAAAAUUAUGUGUUUAGCGCGGGGUGGUGGCUAUGGCUACACUCCAACCACUUGCCAAUCGCUCCACCCCGCAGCACUGCAACUUCACCGCGGGGUGUGCCACAUGUCCAGGAGACGCCUCCGUUGGAAGCUCGGGAUGAUGCAGUUGCUCAGCGGACUGAGGCACCGUUACUGCCUGUGGCGCCUCCGCCGCCUGCUGGGCGUGGCCUUCGACGAGGGCGGAUUCCAGGAGGGCACCCGCCAGGCGGCGGCCACCAUGAUCGAGGCAGUGCGUCAGGCGGAUUGGCCCUGCAUCCGAAGCUGCUGCACGGAGCGCGGAUCGGCGGAUAUAUACGGGUUGUCCCAGGUGCGCAGUUCCUACGGCAGCUUGGUGCGCUUCCAGAGGGAGCACCUGAGACAUGCCCUUCCGGUGAGAGUGGUUCGUCGGUGGAUCGACGGACGCUGCUAUGUCCUGGUGGACAUGCUCUUCGUCGGCCUGCGGAAUCUGCUGGAUCUUGGUAGUGCCGAGGAGAAGCAGCAAAUGAUCCAGCGGAUUCAGGGCGUCCUGGCAGAUUCGCAGAUCGAAGAACAGUUCGAUCCGAACAAUUGCCGACUAGCUAUAGCCGAACUGGUGCUCACCUUCUGCAAAGAACUGGGGGAAUCCUCCAGAGUGGAUCCUCCAGAUUCGGAAUCGGAAUCGGAUUUAGUUCAAGAUAUGGCAAGUGAAGAGCAGGAGAAUGGCUGGCUAGUGGACUCCUACAAAGUGCACCGCUUCAAGCUGGUUAGCUUCAGUCCAAAAACACUCAACUUUCGCGUUAUAGAAUUUAUGAAACCGGUUCAGCAAAAGUAACCCGAAUUGUCUGUGUUCAUAAGGUGUUUAUAUUGAGGCACUCUAAGCAACUGCAGUCACGUGCCAAUCAAUGCUGGUUCAACGAUCGCCAAAACCGAAUAAGCAUUAUUUUUAACCGACUGCGAACAUUACGCGACUCAGGUCUGAAGAGAACUGAUCGGUCUGGAGGGCAACCUGAUAUAUUUAAAGCCUGACUUCGAGAGGUGUGUUGUGUGUCAGCUUUCACUGUAAUUUUAGUAAAGUUUUUUCUA
Drosophila subpulchrella is the source of this 1176-nucleotide messenger RNA. RefSeq lists its product as uncharacterized. Gene Ontology annotation, cellular component: mitochondrial inner membrane. Gene Ontology annotation, biological process: protein insertion into mitochondrial inner membrane from matrix; inner mitochondrial membrane organization. The coding region runs from base 62 to 925 and encodes 287 amino acids. NCBI's taxonomy places the organism in Eukaryota, Metazoa, Arthropoda, Insecta, Diptera, Drosophilidae. Gene Ontology annotation, molecular function: ribosome binding. The transcript has a single exon. The record is from RefSeq and is a predicted model, not a curated record.